ACAGUUCAAAGCAAUGAAUUUACCUGAAAAGCUCAACAUUGUAAAGACGUUGGAUACAUGUAAAAGGUGUUUGAGAAAGCAUGGAGAUGCUGAUUGCAUCAAUACUUACCUUUGUAGAAAUAAAGAUUGUAAGAAAAGAAGCUUUUCAGAUCACCAUUUCCUCCUUUGCCCAAAGGGUGAGCUUACAAAGGUUGAGACUGUUAAACCAAGAAGGGAAAAUAGACUGACAGAAGAGCAGGAAAAAUUCAUAGCUGGACUUUCACCAGAACUAGCAGAAGAAUGCGGAAAAGCCUUUUCAAAUGUGACUGCUUCAACAAAAAACACAAAGUGUGAAGCCUCUGGGCUUAUGGAGUCAUAUGGACUAAAAGAGCAACCUGUCAUUCUAAUGCUAUUGGAAGUCACUACGAACGCAGGCCAGAAAAUAGGAACUUUGAUUGACUUGGCUUCUGAUACUAAUUACAUUACUCAUCAAGCAGCUAAAAGGCUGAGCCUAGAAGGUGAAAACAUAACAUUAGUUGUUCAUGGUGUUGGGGGAAUGUCAGUCAAAGUUAGAACAAAGAGAUACCUGUUAAGAGUGAGAGUUAAGACCCCCAAAGGGACAAUGAAAGCUCACCAACUCAUUUGUUACGGACUUAGUGAAAUUGCUAAAGUGCAUAAAGUCAUUCAACCACUGCAGCUGCAAAAGUUUUUCCCAGAUGUUGGCCUGGAAGACCUUAAAAGACCAGAUACCAUUGAGCUGCUAAUAAGCCACAGAGAAGGCAGACUGGCCCCUCAAAGAGUCAAGGUUGUUGGAGACCUGGUCCUGUGGAAUAGUCCACUCGGCAUGACCGUGGGAGGAGCUCAUCCGGAUCUUUGUGAAGACGUCGACGUGGCAGCACACAGGUGCAUGAAAUGGUGGAGAGAAAAGCAGCAAUAAAACUAACAGAAGACACUCUAAACAACUGGAAAGGACCAGUAUGGUUCAGAAGGGGACUGCAUGCUGCCCUGGGAGACAUUAAAAAAAUGUAUAACUCUGUUUGGCUAGAGGACCUGGAGAGACAUCUACACAGGUUCCUCUGGAGAGACGGCUCAGAAGAGGAGAUCGGUGAGUUUGCCAUUACCAGAGUUAACAUUGGGGAUCGACCUGCUGGAUGUAUUGCCCAAGUAGCAAUGCGAGAGACGGCAAAACUGCCCAUGUUUGACAGCUGUAAAGAGGAGCGUAGGAUCCUGGAAGAAGACUGUUAUGUCGAUGAUAUUUUAACAUCUGACAAUGACCCAGAACGUUUGCAUAAACACAUUAAGAAGGUGGAAGAGAUCUUACAAGCUGGGGGAUUCUGUUUGAAACCAUGGGUCCUAUCAGGUCAAAGUGGGAGGCAAAACAUGUCCUUACCUAGCAGAGACAAAAUCCUUACACUCCCUAAUCAGUUGAAAGAGGAUGAUAAUAAGGCUUUGGGAGUGGGAUAUCUGGUGGAGGAGGAUAAAUUAUAUGUGAUGACAUCAAUUAACUUCUCAAAAAGGAGGAAAAAAAUGAAGAUGGGACAAAACCUAGAAGAAGGAGAAGUGAGAGUAAAUACUCCAAAUCCUCUCACUAGGAGAGAACUCCUUAGCCAAGUAGCUAGUCUUUUUGAUCCCAUUGGGCUAGUCACACCCACCAAACAAAAAGGAGCCAUUCUAGUGAGAAAGGCUUUUCAAGAAACCAGAACUGCAGGCAAAGCAGGUGAUACUUGGGAUCAACCACUUUCUGAUGGGCUAAGAAAUGAAGCCAUUGAAUUGUUCCAGGAGUAUGUUCGCCUGGGCCAAAUUAAAUUUCACAGGAGUUUAACACCAAUCAGUUGGAUUAGAAAGCCCAUUGGAAUAACUUUCUCUGAUGGGAGUGACAAAAGUUAUGGGGCAGUUCUAUACUUCAGAUGGGAGACAGAGCAAGGGAUCCAAGUGAGACUUGUAGAAUCCAAAGCAAAACUUACUCCACUCGACCAGAAAGGAGAACCUGUAAAAGCAGAAAUUUGUGGUGCUGUGUUUGCAGCUCGUCUGAGGAAGUAUGUUGAAAAGCACAGUAGGAUGGAAAUUGGAGGCUGGUACCAUCUUCUAGACAGCCAAACUGUGCUAGGAGCCAUUCAGCGUGACAGCUAUGGGUACCAAACUUUCUUUGCUAACAGAAUUGGUGAAAUACAGAAAACUGGGCCUGUCGCAGAUUGGUGGUGGAUUCCAGGUGAGCUAAAUGUUGCAGACAUUACAUCAAGAGGAGCAUGUCCUGAGCACCUGCAAGAGGACUCACAGUGGCAAAAUGGACCAAAAUUUUUGUUGCAACCUAUUGACCAGUGGCCGAAAAGAUCUGCCAAAGACAUUGCUAUAAGUGCAAAGGAAGGGGUUGAAAAACUCCAAAGAAAAGCUUUCUCAGCAGUAAUAACUAGAGCACAGUCUAAGCAAACUAAAGAAAAAUUGUGUGAUGAGGAGGUGACAAAGGAUGCUCUAAAAGCUACAAAGUGUAAAGAAAGGGACAGGGAGCUCAAAAUCUCACCUCUUACAUUCAUUGCCAAGCAGUUAAUUCAAGAGAGAAGAUACAGCAGUCUUUUUAAACUAGUCAGAGUUAUUGCAUGGGUGAGAAAAGCUGUUGAAAACUGGAAACUCACUUUAGAAAGUCACCAUAGUGGCAGAAAAGUGAAAGAAAAAAUUUCAACAGACAUCAAACAAUCAACCAUCCAUCCCGGGCUUAGUGUUAG
Xiphophorus couchianus (Monterrey platyfish) is the source of this 2699-nucleotide messenger RNA. RefSeq lists its product as uncharacterized. NCBI's taxonomy places the organism in Eukaryota, Metazoa, Chordata, Actinopteri, Cyprinodontiformes, Poeciliidae. The coding region runs from base 14 to 916 and encodes 300 amino acids. The record is from RefSeq and is a predicted model, not a curated record. The transcript has 3 exons.